Messenger RNA from Anarrhichthys ocellatus (wolf-eel), 1334 nucleotides. It is a transcript of the gene elp5, whose product is annotated as elongator acetyltransferase complex subunit 5. The record is from RefSeq and is a predicted model, not a curated record. Gene Ontology annotation, molecular function: tRNA binding. The transcript has 8 exons. Gene Ontology annotation, cellular component: nucleus; elongator holoenzyme complex; cytosol. NCBI's taxonomy places the organism in Eukaryota, Metazoa, Chordata, Actinopteri, Perciformes, Anarhichadidae. Bases 261 to 1151 code for a protein of 296 amino acids. Gene Ontology annotation, biological process: tRNA wobble uridine modification.
CUCCUAACAGGCUAUCUAGCGAAACAUGCAGGACUUGGUUUAGAAAGGCAAAGCUUUAUUAUCAGUUAAAUAUGAGCUCGUGCGACUUUACCGCGUGCCAUUCUGAACUUUAAGAGAUGUCGUUCUUCUUCGGUUAGAUUACUGAGCACGUUGUUUUAUUGUAUCAUGGUAUUCACGUUUAAAUAGGUGGUGAAUCAGAGGCAUGCUAACUAGUUGAAGCUAGCUGUACCUUUACAGUUUACUAACGUUAACUUAGUACAAUGUUGCCUGAAUUGUUGCAAGGCACUGAUGCUGGAGGGUUUCUCAUAAUUCAAGAUUCUGCUAGUUAUUCUGGUAGACACCUCCUGAAGAGCUUCAUCAAUGCUGCAUUGAACAGGGAGGAAGCUGUCCAUGUCCUCGGCUUUGAGGUUAGUGAGGAAGAGCUGAAAGAUGGAUUGAAAGGAUCACCUGUUCAGAGGCUACACUUUCACAAUGCUUAUUCAGACCCCCUGGGCUGGACUGAUCAACCAGCUUUCACCGUUCACCAGUUCUGUUUGGAGGAACUUACACGUCUGGUCAAGCAAACAUCGCACCCCAAACCAGCUACCUUAGUGAUCGACUCUCUUUCCUGGAUAUUGAGACACCUCAGUCCUCCUGCUGUCUGCAAGACUCUUCAGCAACUUCGAAAAGGGGGAGCUGUGAGAGCUAUUAUCGGUCUGCUCCAUGCGGACAUGCAUCAGAGGGGUACUGUAGGAAGUGUAUGCCACUUGGCCACCUCAGUCAUCACUGUGGCACCUGGGAUGAAGGGAGACGAAGCUGUGGCAAAGAUAACAAAGCGCUCAAAAUCGGGGAAAGUUGUGCUAGACGAGGUGAUUUUCAGCAUCAAAAAUGAUCUAACAGUCGUAGUACAGAGCAAGCCCAGCCAACUUGGACCCAAACAGAUUGACCCCGAGGAACAGGAGACGGACCCAACAGCCAACUUGACCUUUAACCUUCGACUAUCGAAUACAGAGCGUGAGGCCAAAGAGAAACUUGCACUACCAUUUGUCUUCAGCAAAGAGAAGAAAACAGCUCUGCUCCACUCAAGCCCAGGUUCAGGACGGAUUCUGUAUGAGCCUGAUGCCAACGAUGACUAUGACCAGGAGGACCCUGAUGAUGAUCUGGAUGUGUAGGCUUCUGGAACAGAACCCACUGGAGGCACAAAGGAUCCACGUUUCAUGUCCUCCUUGCUGUUCAAGACACUGAGUCGUUUUCAGGAGUGAAGAUUCAAAUACUUGCUGCCAUCUCAUCUUAAAGAUAUCAAAUAAUGUAAAAUAUUUCUGUAAGAAAUCUGUAUUAUGUUUAUAAACUGGUUU